UUGAUUGCUUAGUUUCCAUCUGUAGGAUAAACGAUACGUAAAUCAUAAGCAAAACUUUAUUAUACACAGACAAUUGAUAUGAAAGUGACCAGCAUUACUCGCCUAGUUCUAGGUUCGAUUCUUGUCAUUUUCUCCAAACUAACAUUGCUAAAUACUGCCUUAUCUUUAUCUUUAUCAGAUGAGAGCGUCGAUCGCCCUCGAACAGCACGCGGGAAUCUUCUAGUGCGCGAUCCGUUCACAAACACGCCAGAUUUGACGCGCCAGAGAUCGGUGCCUGUCCUGUGGAUUCGUGGCCAAGCACCUGCGAGGAGCGCACCUGGCCAAGAUUACCUAACCGAAUUCAACCGCCUCCCGGACGUGUCGGUGACUUGCUCGAGCAACGGUUUCUUGUUAAGGGUGAAGAAGAGUUUCUACGGUUUCUCGGCCGUCGCAGAGGAGCUGACGCUCGGAGAAACCUGCAAAAGUAACGCGGUCCUGGAGCCGCAUGAAGAUUUGCUCUUCAAUUACGCGCUCACGGACUGUCAGGGUGAAAAACAGGUGCUUCCUGAUUACGUAGUUUACAAGUUUGUCCUUCGCUACGUGCCACUGUCACACCGAAACCCGUUCCUUUAUCACAGAGUGAAUGUGGGGGUGGAGUGUCGCUAUAAAAGGAACCAUCAUGUGCACAGUCUUAUGAUAAACCCGACAUUGAGGACACCAUUGCGCAAAAUCAUAAGGAGCAGAUCUGGUGACUUUCGGAUUCAGCUGAUGGACGACUACUGGUCUUCUCCAGUCAGGUCUGCUGUGUACCUGCUGGGACAGAAUGUGAAUGUGCAGAUUUCCACUCGACACCAUUAUCCUGGGAUCAAGCUUUUUAUCAACAGCUGUUAUGUGGCUACCGUUAACACUUUGAGUCAAGCCAACAAAUACAGCAUCAUAGACAAUUACGGGUGUUUUCGGGAAAGCCGGAUAAAUCCAGGUGCUUCAAGAUUCAGAUUCUCCAGGGCAGACAAUGUUGUUCAGUUCUCUUUUGGUGCUUUCCAAUUUAUUGAGGCUCCAGAUGCCCAGGUCUCACUCCAUUGUGAGGUCUCUGUGUCCAGUGGAGGCCCUAGUCCAAUGCAGAAGUCAUGUUUUUACAGGCACCCAGACAAAAGAUGGAUCUCUGUGUUUGGGCAAGAUUCUGUCUGUGACUGCUGUGACUCUGUCUGCAAUCAGACUAAAACCAAACGAAUAAUUUAUGAAGGUAAGUCAAAGCAUAACCAUUAACAUAAAUAAUCAGUAGUUAUACGCUAAAAAAAAUUAAAAGCCCAUAUAUCCACAUUACUUAGGUGUGUAGGCUCAAAAAGUCAAAUUACUGGAAAGAUGAAAAAGCCUGCACAUGAUAUCCAUAGAAGAAUAUUUCA
This is a messenger RNA of Megalobrama amblycephala (Wuchang bream), 1382 nucleotides long. RefSeq names its product zona pellucida sperm-binding protein 3-like. The record is from RefSeq and is a predicted model, not a curated record. Gene Ontology annotation, cellular component: extracellular matrix. Bases 79 to 1245 code for a protein of 388 amino acids. NCBI's taxonomy places the organism in Eukaryota, Metazoa, Chordata, Actinopteri, Cypriniformes, Xenocyprididae. The transcript has 7 exons. Gene Ontology annotation, biological process: binding of sperm to zona pellucida; positive regulation of acrosome reaction; egg coat formation. Gene Ontology annotation, molecular function: acrosin binding.